AGUUGGCACAGACGAGAGGAAAGAUUGACAGAACUCAGAUCCUUCAAAGCAGAGAAGAUGAAAUUCAUUUCGAUUUUCUUCCUGGUAGGAAGUUGUGGCUUGGUUGAAGGUAUGAUAAAAGAGUAUAUUCACUAUCCUGGUGCAACAGAUUGGAAUAAUGCUCAGCGAAUCUGCAGAGAACACCACACUGAUCUGGCUACCAUCAGCACCGCAGAGGAACAGCAGCGACUUGUAGAGAGUUUUAAUUUCAGCAGUGGGCCAGCUUGGAUUGGGUUGUACAGAGAAAGUGUAAACUCAGCAUGGCAGUGGUCUCAUGGAGAGCCAGUUUCUUUCUUACCAUGGUAUCCUGACUAUCCUGAUAACAUUAAUUACAUUUACACUCGUAAUGGAAAAACUUAUGACCGAUACAAAACCUGUGCUUUUUUGGAACAAGGACAAUGGAAAAACAAUUUCUGUUGGGCGCGUUAUCCAUACUACUGUUAUAGAUAUUUGAUUUUGGUGAAUGAGAGCAAGACUUGGGAGGAAGCUCUUCGGUACUGCACCACUAAGUACACCGGCUUGGCCUCUCUGCCCUACGCCACACAAGUGCUUCAGGCAAAAACGGAGCUUGCACUGACCCAAACAGAGAGUGUGUGGACCGGCCUGCGCUUCAUGGAUGGAAACUGGUUCUGGCUGAGUGGAGAGCCAACGCAGAGCCUGGAUUUACUUCCAUCAUGUCCAGCUCAUCCUUAUCGCUGCGGAGCUCUCAACAACAACACAAACAUCUGGGAGAACCGAGACUGCAACGAGAAUCUGAAUUUCCUCUGCUACUGGAAUAUUAUGUAGUGAUCUCUGGCUGCACCCCUGCAUUACAUAUGACUUUCCACAAGAAGAAAUCUCCUACAGGAAGAUUACAUGCAUGACACUUUUCUUUUUUUUCUUCUUUAUUGAUUAAGAUGUAUCAUAUGUUUGGCUUUCCUUAUUUACAGGUAAUUUAUAUAGCAUUGAAACUGAAUGGCAGGCUUAGAUAGAAAGAUAGAUAGAUAGAUAGAUGUGUGGUAUGGCCCAAGUUUUCCUUAAUUUCCAGUGGCCUUCAUUUAUCAAGCUGGAUACAAACAGACGUAAAUUAUCAUCAAUUGUUCUUAGGAGCAUUUACACAAGAAAUUUGGUAUUGAUGAAAAUCCUGAAAUUUUCAGAAAAACACUCGUAUCCUCCUUGUGCUCCUGGCUGUGUGUAAAUUUUACAUUCAACUCACUAACUAACAUAAACCUUGAUUGAUCAGCUUCAAAACAUCAUUUGCCUGCUGCACUUUUAUAUACGGACUACACAGUCAAGUUUAAACCACUAUUUAGCAGAUUAGUCGUUUUAUUCAUAUAUACUAUAUCAAUAUUGACAUGUUCUAUUAUCAGUCUUUCAUAAUGCAUUUGAUCUGACUUUCACUGCAGUCAAGCAGUGCUUCAUUUUUAGUGGAAAAAGAUCGGUUUUAAACCUGUGCAGUCUUGACGGAGCAAGAUUUCCGAGUUUGAGCAGCGGGAAAACCCUCCUCUUUUAUUCACUGAAAAGGGAGCACUGGUGGUGUUACGCCACGGCCAGCAGAUGGCACUGCGGCACGGCUUCUGACUGGUCACGUGACUCUUUUGCUUUCGUUUGCGUCCUGCUUGGACAUUGAUUUAAGUCUGAUCAUGUCUCUGAUUUGCCCCAGGUGUCCAUGUUUUGGGUUAAUCAGGUUUGCUAUUUAAACCCCCCAUGUGACUGUGCACUUCGCGCAGUAUUAUAGUUGGCGCCAAACGUCCUAUGCGGUUCCCGUUAGUGGUUGAGUACGAUAGUGAAUGCGUUAGCAUGUUAAGCGGUCUGGUUUCCUGCCCUUUUUUCUAGCCACGAUACCAGUUUCUUGUUUUCCUGGUGAAGACCGCGUUUCCUGUGUUUGUUUAUCUACUGUUAAAUAAAGACUUUGACCUGCACCUG
Messenger RNA from Ictalurus punctatus (channel catfish), 1944 nucleotides. RefSeq names its product macrophage mannose receptor 1. The record is from RefSeq and is a predicted model, not a curated record. The transcript has 3 exons. The coding region runs from base 58 to 825 and encodes 255 amino acids. Lineage: Eukaryota; Metazoa; Chordata; Actinopteri; Siluriformes; Ictaluridae.